GAGGACGUAUCUAGCGUGUUGUGGUGGUGUUUGGACGAGUCGCCCCGCUCCUAGCUCUUUCUUACUAUAGUUUUCCCUUUGCUUUGUAUCGCUGCUUUUGGAUAUAAGAGUUGACCAAGAAAGACAAAGAAAAGGUGACUUUUGCAACACACAUUCCUUGUGAGAGGCAAUAAGGGAAUGGAGAGAAGAAUCAAGCUAAGGACUUUAAAUGAGCACAUUGUGUGUGCUAUUUGCUCUGGCUACCUGGUUGAUGCCACUACAGUCACAGAAUGUCUUCACACUUUUUGCAAAUCAUGUCUCGUCAAACACCUAGAGGAGCGCAAUACCUGUCCCACGUGCGACAUUGUCAUUCAUCAGUCGCACCCACUAAAUUACAUUUCAUUUGACCGAACUAUGCAAGAUAUUGUGUGCAAGCUUGUACCCAUGCUACAGGAAGAUGAGUUAAAAAGAGAGCGAGAGUUUUACAGAGCAAGAGGGGAGGUUUGUCCAAAAGAUCUUCCCCAGGCUAAUGAGGAGGAACUUCAACAGGAUGACAAGGCAGUUAAUGAUACUGACUACCACAGACUAGAUGAACAGGUUAACAUUUGUUUGGAAUGUAAAUAUCCCACAUUGGCUCCUCUUAAACGAAGAUUUAUACGGUGCUCUGCGCAAGCUACUAUUACUCACCUUAAAAAGUUCCUGGCACUUAAAGUACUUGAGGGUCCACAAAAGUAUAGAGAGAUUGACAUCAUGUGUAAUGACGAGAUGUUGGGGAAGGAUCACACGCUUAAGUUUGUCCAGGUAACUCGCUGGCGGUUUCGUAGUCCUCCUCUCAAGCUCUGCUACCGACCCAGGAUUGACAUAUAAGUUUUCAUCUUUGUAAUACAGUGUGAUAGAUGAUUUUAUGAGAUUUGCUAUGAAUGAGAUGUAAUUUAGUGGAAAAUUCAGAUUUUACUCUUUUUGGACCAGAAUUAUAUUAUAUGUAUAUAUAUAUAUACUAAAUACAAUAACACACACACAUACUCACACUGUAUUCAUGUUCAUUUAUUCUCGUAUACCUGGGGAGGUGCUUUGCACAUCAUACUACCUUUUCUUGACUUACGAGGAGUUAUCAGCAAAUAUUUGGCAACUUGUAAAUUCACUAGACAACCGCUGAUGGCCUGCUUUCGUUGAACAAAAUCUUGUGUCCUUAUAUUCCCUAACCCGGCAUUGCUGACCUCACUAUUGUUACCACCAAAAUACUCAUUAAUAUUUAUGAACUAGGAGACAGUCAUCAGUGCUGAGAUAGUGACUUUGAAUAUAACAAAACAGAACAGAAGAUCAACAAGGUUGAAAGUGGUGCGGGUAUUUGUGUCAUGGUGGAUUCCAAGAGACUCCCAAAAUGCACCUCUAUCACUGUGUAUGAGCUGCAUCCUUGGAGAACACAUUUGGUUGUUUUCUAAAACUUUGCAUGAAAAUCUGUGGUAUUUUAAUAAAUAAUAAUUCAGUGAUUAAUAAUACCUGGACAGUAUUAGUAAUGAUAAUACAUCAUCUUGUGGUGUUAAAUAUACCCACCAGCAGAUGUAAUAAUUUGUAUAAAUCUAAUAUACUGUAUUGAGCAAUUUAAUUAUGGUUUCACUGAUGUCUGAUAUGUAUCAGACUAAAUACUUACUGUGUGCAUGAUUCCAGUUUUGUUCUAAAAUUUCUUUGACAUGAUUAUACUACAGUAGAACCUCGAGUGACGAUCGCCUCAAAUGGCGAGCAUUUUGGGUAACGAUUGCCCAGUUCGCCAACAAUUCGUCUUGUAUGGCAACAGCUCGUUUGAAUGACGACAAGACCACAAGGUGGGAUCGCGCUGCUUCUCGCACAUUCUCGGAUGCCUCCGACGAUGCAAAUAAAUUAUGUUGUUUUUGUUUAAAGAUGCUAAUGAUGCUGGGAUAUAAAGGGGUGACUGCUGAGAUGUUGCAAAGCA
Molecule: messenger RNA, 1930 nt
Organism: Procambarus clarkii (red swamp crayfish)
Lineage: Eukaryota; Metazoa; Arthropoda; Malacostraca; Decapoda; Cambaridae
Gene: l(3)73Ah
Product: lethal (3) 73Ah
Biological process (GO): regulation of transcription by RNA polymerase II
Cellular component (GO): PRC1 complex
Source: RefSeq, a predicted model, not a curated record